Messenger RNA from Cinara cedri, 5306 nucleotides. Lineage: Eukaryota; Metazoa; Arthropoda; Insecta; Hemiptera; Aphididae. The record is from the annotation of a GenBank genome assembly.
CCUCCUUUUAAUAAAUUGUUAGUAUUAGUAUUUUAUUAUUAUAGGUUACAAAACAUAAACAAAAAUUAAAACAUAUUUAUUAUACUAAUUAAAUUAGUAAACUAAUGUAUAUGAUCUAAGUUAAAAAUGAAUAAAAUAAUUAAUAUGGGCGUAAAACUUUCAAAUAGUAUCAUAAUUUAUUUAUAAUUUUAUUAUCAAUAAAAUAAAAGUGAUAAAAAAAUAUGUUUGGAAAACAUAAUGAUAAACAGUCGCGCAUGCGUAAAUGUCACAUGUUCUAUAAGAGUGUUGGCUUCAAUAUAGGCGUUAUAUAGGCGGAACAAUGAAUGGUUCCAUUCAUUGUAUAUGAUCUAAGGCUUACCUGAACGUGCUAACGAACCAUAUUUAUACCAAAUUGUUAGUCCAUGGUAUACAGUAACAGGUAUCCGAGCUUGGAUACUGAUAAACAUAUCUAUUCUGUGUCCAAAGUUUCGUUAAAAAUUAAUAAAAUUGGUUGUGAAGAUAACUAAAUUGUUAAAUUGUUUAAUAUUUAUAAUUUUCUUAUUUAUUAAGUUAGUUAAAUGUUGUUUACGAUAGUUUUAAAUUAAAUUUGUGUUUAUGUUGGUGAUUUUCUUAACCGACCCUUGUCUUACAUACCUAUACAUUUAAUACUAAAACUUAAUAACAUGAACGACGGUAAAUAUAAAUUAAAUUAUAAUUAUAUGUUUAAUAUUUGUAAAUUUAAACUUUAGGCAUGAUUAAUGGUUAUAUAAGUCUACAUAUAUGUGUUUCUAGUGAUUACUUAAGGCAGAGGUUCGAAACUAGAGUGCACAUUGGUGUGUCAGGAGCGUUAUCUUGGGAUUAUAUAAAGAGCACAGUGUUCCUUGUUUAAAUAAAGGCUGAAAAUCACUGUUUUAAUGUAUAUGUUAUUAUACAGAUACUAUAAAAUCUAUUUUUAUUUUCAUUCUAGUUUGUUCUCUAUACAAAUCUGAGCAAUAUUUUUGGCAAAAUGUUUGUACACAGUAUAUAUAUAUAAAAAAAAGUAACCAAUGUAUUACAGGCUUUGAGAAUCUAUAAGUAUAUCCACAUUUUGCAAGCGAAAACAUAUAUCUCAAUAAAAUACAAAUUCCCCGGAAUCCUCGAGCACACAAUUGAAUGAAAAAAAAAAAAAAUUAUCAAAAUUAAAACUUGUCUACCCAUGGAAACAAUUGAUUAUCUCAAUAGAAUUAUAAAAAAAGUUUUGGUAUUUAUAUUUAUUUAUGUAACCAAGUAAUAUGAGUUACAGGAGAACUUUGAAAUUGUCUUAUUAAUGACAAUUAUCUAUGUGAGCACCAUUUUAAGACAUAAAUUUUCCCUUCAAACUUUUUUUAACAUUCCCAAAAGGAGUCAUUUUUGAGUUUAUAAACAAAUUUUGUGUGUCUAAAUACGAGUUAGCCAUAUUUUUCACUUCUUUUAACAGUAAAUUGAUUAUACAUGUUGAUAAUAUUCACUGGUACGAAUAUUGCAAACAUUUAUUACAGUCUUAAAUUGAGAUUAGGCUGAAUAUCCAAAAUAUUACUUAUAUUAAAUAAUAUAUAAAUAAAAAAUGUAUAUAUAAUAAUAAAAAAUAAUAAAUAAAAGAAUGAAUGCAUCUCUUGGAGUAUUAUUAGUCACGUUUUACAUUUUAACUAUGAUAUAUAGUAGAAGCGGUUUAUUAAGAUCACGGAUUAUUGAUACAAUCACGUUAAUGAAACAAAAUGUCUUGGAACGGACUGGCCAUACAUUAAAACACUGAUAAUCAACUGGAUUAUUGAAACAAUAGUAUAUUAAAUUUACUACUAUACUACUGCGGUACUACAUUAUCUUAUCUUUACUAUAUAUUGUUACGUAUUAAUACUGAAUACCACUUGUCAAAUUAGUUUUGUUUAUUUUAACUGUUCUUUAUCAUAACUACAGUACCAACUAAGCUCUUCACUGUUAUUUUUUUAGUUCAGAUUUAGUGUAAAGAGGUAGUUAGUGUUUUGGCUUUGAGCAACAAUAUUCUUAUGAAAUAAUUCUUAUGGUCAUCAAGUUACUCGACGCAAAAAAACAAACAUUGAUAGAUUCAUAUUUUACCUAACAAAUGAAAUAAUUUAUUUUUUUUUUUCAUAGCAAAUAAAAUCAAUCGCUUAUUAGAAACAAUCGGUUAAUUGAUAUAUUUCAUCUUGGUCCAAAAGUGUUCCUGAUAAGCGGCUUCUACUGUACCAGAUGAUGAAUUUUUAAUUUGAAACCAGUUGUAUAUUACACUUAUCAUAAUACUUCAGGCGACAUUCAUUCUUUUAUUUUUAUAUAUACAUUUUUUAUUUAUAUAUUUAUUUACGAGUAUUGACCAUUUUAAUAAUUUUGUUUUUACUUUAUUAUUUUAUAAUUAAAAAUAUUAUAUUACAUGUUAUUUUUUUAAUUUAUCAUAUGUAUAAAGUUAAAUGUUUUAUAGAAGAGGUAAUUGGUCGCAAGCUUCUCAUUGAUGGUGAUGGAAUUGGCGAUGAUAGACGUUUAAAUAUUUUGUUGAAAUCAUACUUAAAGUGGUGCAAUACUAAAUAUACUGAUCCGUUUGAAAGGUAUAUUAACAAAUUAUUUUUAUAAUAUUAUAUAGAUUAUUGAAUUUUUAUAUUUUUUUGAUCAUUUUGAACUAGGUAAUGGAUAUAAAAACUAUUAAUUUGAUUUACUAAUUUUUUGAAAAUGUCAUAUGAUAUUAAUAAAUAUAGGUAAUAUGUAUCAACAAAUUGUAUUUUAAAAACUAACUUGACCAUUAGAUAUUUUGCAUAUUUCUAAUUUAUUUAAAUUUCAAUUCCAUUUUUAACAGCAAAAUUAAUUAAUAAAACAAUGAACAUGUUUUAAAAGUUAUAGUAUUUGUUAGAGAAUAAAUCACCGAUGAAUUUUGUGUACACCAAAUUUCAGAAUACAAUGGUUUCCCUGGUUAUCAAAACUUUUGUACACAGAUUUUUGUUAGUGAUUUAUCCACUGGUAUUGUGUUUUUAAAAUUGUUUUGCUUUAAAUUAAAUACGUAGAAAAUAAUAUAAGAUAAAAUUAUGUAUAUUAUUAUCAGUUCUUAGGACUUUGGGAAUUUAAAAUAUACUAAAAUACAUUAAAAAAAAAAACACCUAAAAGUCCAUCCUCUAAUGCUUUAAUUUAUAAAAUAUGAUAUCUUAACACUACAAUAAUAAAACAGAAAAUGCUGAAACUGGGGAUAGGUGUGCUACUGUUGUGGGUGGGAAGUUGGGGAGGUAGGACACAUAAGGUUAUUUCAUUUAUAUCUGUAAGCAACGAUAAACCAUUGCUUGACAAAAGAUGAUUCUGAGUGCAGUUUGGUAAUACAUAAUUUUAAAUGCUGUAAUUUUUUUUGCGAUUUAUCGUUUAAAAUUGAUUUCAAAACAUUUAUUAAAAAAAUAAAAAGUUGUCUGAUGAUUUUAAAAUUUUACAACGUCUAGGUAAGUCCAAUUUAAGUAUUAUUACUAAGUUUCAAGUCUCUAUCUGUAUUUAUAACCGAAUUGCAGCCGUAAAACUCCCAAAAAUUAAAAUUCCUUAAAAGCUCAAAACUGGCCCAAAUGUUUUGACGAUGAUACUUUAAAAAAAUAAAUCAAAAAGGCAACAAAAAAGGUAUCUUGUAAUUUUUCUAUUAAAUCAUUUUUUCUGGUAGAAAACGUAGUCUGUGUUUUAUAAAAUAAUGAAAUUGUGAAAUUGUAUGUUUUCUUAAGUUUUUUCCACAAGUGCUUUUCUUCUAUAGUACUAUCUAGACAAUGAGCUUUCAGAAAAGUUGCUACACGUAAAACUUGAAGCAAUUUUACUAGGAAAAAACAUGUAAACAAACUAGAAAAAAAAAAUAAACAGCAUUUUAAAACCAAUAGAUCCCUCACUGCACGCAUAAUUUAAAAGUAUCUUUUUAUUGUGUACACAUUUUUUUUUUAAAAAAAUGAUUAUGCUUAUCAUUUUUGUAAUAAUAGUAACUUUUAAUUUAUAAGUUAGAGCCAUUAGAAGAGGUACUUUUGUACCCUUCUACCAGUUUUGAUUUUAAAAAUAUUUUUGAAGUGUUUUUUUGUGGAUAUAAAAUGCAUGAAUUCCCAAGCACUAAUUAUUAUAACAAUAUUAUCUAGUCAAAUUUUCAAAUUUUAAACAAUUAAUAAAACAGUUUAAUUUUUUUGAAUUUCAUUGAAAUCCCCUUACUAUUCCAGUUUUCCAGAAGCUAUCACUUUUUUUUUUAUUUAUUAUAGAUUUAAUUAUGACUAGUGUUUUAUUAUUUUUUGUAGUCAAAAGGUUAUGGAGAAAAUGUUAGUUCAUCUUAAUUUAUGUGAACAUGCGAUGAAGAAAUCUCAAGCUGUAUCUCGUAUGAAUGUUGAAGAAAUGUUAAUGUAUGACAAUAUGUCAAGUGAAAUUGAUCAUAAUAUAAAAAAUACAAAAACUGAGAUUGAUUAUGCUAAAGAAGAACUAAAAAAAGCUAAAACUGUUAGACGCAACCGAAUGGAGUAUGAUGUAUUGGCCAAGCUAAUUAUUCAACAUCCACCAAGAACUGAUACUGCUAAACGUUUAGAUGAUUUAAAAGAUGAACUCCAAGCACUAAAAGUAAGUUUAUUAACUAGGUAAUUAAUAUAAUAAUUUAUGUAUAAAUAAUAUUAAUAAUGUUUAUUUUAGAUGACAAAAAAUGAAAUAAAUCAGAAAUUAGAUAAAAGACGAAAACAGUUGCAUGUACUUAUGGCUUCAUUAAAUGAUUUAACUGAUAGUUUGGAUGAAAAUGGUUCAUUGAGUGAAGAUAUGUCAUAUGAAACAUUCGAUGAUGAAGACCUUGACAUAUUAACAAGAAGAGAAGAUAUUGAGGAACCAAUGUCAGAAUAGUAUUUAAUAAAACAAAAUAGAUUAUAAUUUUUAAAUUAUUAACAAUUUUUAUAUUUUAUUAUCUUGAAAAUAUUUAUAAAAAUUUAUUACAUUUAAUUUAAUUUCAGAUUUUAAUUAUAUAAUUUAAUAUUUCAUAAUUAUUAAACUGGUAAAAAAAAAUAGGCAUUUAUCAUUUACUAUAUAUAUGUACAUUAAAAAAAAAUCUCAACCUCUUGUAAUUUGCAUGUUAAGUUCAUUGCUUACAAAUUUGAUUGCUUCCUUAAUUACAAUUUCCUUUAGAGAUUGGCUGGUGGCUAAUGCAAUUGAAAAUUUAACCACAUCAGUUAUAUCAACGGAUGAUAUUGAAUUUUUAAUAGCAUCAAAUAACUUCUUCUGUUUUUCAUAAUCUAAAUCAUGAAUAAUUUCUAUAAAAGAUUUAUAAUCUGGUGACAUGGAGUAAGCAGCUAUUGUACCCACUAUUCCACCUGAAAUAAAUAAAUAGUUAC